Halteromyces radiatus is the source of this 1313-nucleotide messenger RNA. RefSeq lists its product as uncharacterized. Bases 194 to 1204 code for a protein of 336 amino acids. The record is from RefSeq and is a predicted model, not a curated record. NCBI's taxonomy places the organism in Eukaryota, Fungi, Mucoromycota, Mucoromycetes, Mucorales, Cunninghamellaceae. The transcript has 6 exons.
CUCUCUCUUUUUCUCUCUCUGUCUUUAUGUUUCUUUUUAUAGAAAGGAACGCAUUCAAUUAUACAGGAGUAGCGACAAAAGAAAUCUUCGCUUCAAUGUGGUUCAACUCACAAGUUUGACUUCUGCUAGAGAUUUGGACUAUGAAUUAUUGAUAAAAUUGAAUCAAGAAGUGGUGGCGACACGAUUUGGUCAAAUGGUUAAACUUGCCAAAGGAAUUAGUUCAAGUAGUUUAACUGAAGAUUGGAUAUCUUUACAAGUGAUUGGACCUUUUGAACUUUCCAUUAUACUCAAGACUAAACCUACAAGGCCUUUUAAAAUAGCAGAUUAUUUGGCACGUCGUGGUUUCUGGCCUCCUUGGACUUCUCGCCGACAACAACGAGCACAAGCAUCCGCAUUUUAUCAACAAUCAACAUGUUGGUCUUCUUCAUCUGUUACCUCCUCUUCAGCAGCAGCAGUGGCAGUAUCCUCUUUACCUUCCUUGUUAUCCUCUGUACUCGUGACAUCUCGUAUGACAAUGACUGGUUAUUUGGAUUUAAUAUCAGAGGAUAAUUUUGAUUUGAUUGAAAAUGGUCAGCAUAGAUAUCGAUUUUCCAAGACAACAUCAGCGAGCAAUAUGAAUAUGGAACUCUUGGUUGAAUUUCGUUGGGAAGAACAACAACCUGGAGAUCGGGACUUGGGUGUUGCUGGUCAAUGUUCUCCAACAACAAAGAAAACAUUGAUAUAUCCUUGGACUCAUUAUAAAGGUAUCUCUCAGUCAUCAGGCACUCCCAUGGAAGAAGAAAAAGAAGAUGGACUUUUAUCAAAUAAGGAUAUGGUCAAGGAUGCUUUAUCUCAUAUUACUGGUGGCGAUUAUUUGACAUUCUAUCUUCAUGGUGGUUCUGCUCUACCUAAAUGGCAAAGAUAUUGGGUUAUUUUGAAAAACAAUCACUUAUUGUUAACAUCACCAUCAUUAAAGAACAAGAGUCCUAUAUAUGAUCUUCCUUUGAAAUUAUUGAAAUAUGUUUCCAAACCUACAGAAGAGGAUCAAGAAUAUGUUUGUUUGAAUCGAAAAGUUGGUAUUGUGAUACAAUUGGAUACCCAAUCAAGCAAUGAUUUCAACUAUGGACUUUUAGGUGAUAGAAUGUACAUACUAGCCGAUACACCUCAAUUGGCUUUAAUAUGGCGACGUGCAUUGACAUCUAUUAGAAAGAAGAAUCGUUUUUAGUGACAACAUAGACGUUGUCAAAGUAUAUAGUUGGAUAUUUAAUUUUAUUUAGUAGUUUUAUUUUCAUUCCUAUAAUAAAUAUUUUCGAUGGAGAUCUACGUCUUUCGUC